AUGGAUGUGCUUCGCUCCGCCGUCCAGCCCGUCACCCACAACCUCCCGGCGCCCAUCCGCGACCUUGGAGUGUCCAUCAUCGGCGAGACCUGCUACAAGACGCUGCUCCUCGAUGUGAACCUCCAGGAUGUGGAUUGCCUCAAGCUCGCCAUCAGCAAGGGCCUGGGAAUUGGCAUCAUUGCCGCCUCAUCCAUCGUCAAGGUCCCCCAGAUUCUCAAGCUCCUCAACUCCAAGUCGGCUGCUGGCGUGUCCUUCCUCUCCUACCUCCUCGAGACGAGCGCCUACCUGAUCUCUCUGGCCUACAACUUCCGAAACGGAUUCCCAUUCAGCACAUACGGCGAGACUGCUCUGAUCCUCGGUCAGAAUGUCAUUAUCUCGGUCCUGGUCCUGAACUACAGCGGACGGGCGAGCUACGCCGCCGUCCUCGUUGCCGCCCUUGCUGGAGCUAUCGGUGCCCUCUUCACCGAGAAUGUGUUCAACAUGCAGACACUGAGCUACCUGCAGGCAGGCGCAGCAGCUCUCGGUGUUGCCAGCAAGCUGCCGCAGAUCGCUGCCAUCUACCAGCAGGGCGGAACUGGCCAGCUCAGCGCUUUUGCUGUCUUCAACUACCUUGCUGGUUCCCUCUCCCGCAUCUUCACCACUCUCCAGGAGGUUGACGACAAGCUCAUUCUUUUCAGCUGUGUCUCUGGUUUCAUCCUCAAUGCCGUCCUUGCUUUACAGAUGGCCUUUUACUGGAACGCACCCUCCGAGAAGGCCAAGGGAAAGCGCAAGGCGGUCCCCAUUGAGGCUGCCUCUGCCACCAGCUCAAGCACUCCUUCCAAGAAGGGGCCAACUACCCGCCGACGCGGUUGA
Molecule: messenger RNA, 852 nt
Organism: Clonostachys rhizophaga
Lineage: Eukaryota; Fungi; Ascomycota; Sordariomycetes; Hypocreales; Bionectriaceae
Source: the annotation of a GenBank genome assembly